Molecule: messenger RNA, 1752 nt
Organism: Aspergillus clavatus NRRL 1
Lineage: Eukaryota; Fungi; Ascomycota; Eurotiomycetes; Eurotiales; Aspergillaceae
Product: TRAPP trafficking subunit Trs65 domain-containing protein
Exons: 4
Coding region: 1-1752 (583 amino acids)
Biological process (GO): intra-Golgi vesicle-mediated transport
Cellular component (GO): trans-Golgi network; TRAPPII protein complex
Source: RefSeq, a predicted model, not a curated record
AUGCCGAGCCCUGAUAUUCCUGGAGAGUUCCUGAGACAUGCUGUGUUAGAUACAGUUGUCCCGCAUGCCUCAAACAUAGACCUUGAGACGGCGUUGGCGAAGGCCCUGGAGGGCGGCGCUGAAGACCUUUCCUCUGUUCUUUCUUUUAUACCUCAGCGAUCACUCUUAUUCUUUGAUGAAUUCUGUACUGCGCGCAUUGUUCUCCGAUUAUCCAAUUGUUCCCAGACCAGCUUGAAACACCACCUUCCGAACCUUGAGGUGAAGCUUGAUAUCUUUGCGAUCGAUCCUGCCGAGACCGUAGCGGAGAACCCCACGCCUACAAGGGACCUGAUCUUCUCGGGGGUUGUCAGUGGACAGGAGGAACCUCUGGUAGUGGUGAACGAAUUCGAAGGGGAGACAGGAAGUGGCAAUCACGCAUAUGUGAUCUGGAGUAUUGAGACGUUUCUCAAGCGUCCGCGCAUACGUAUCCAACAUCCUUCACUCAUCUUCAUCGCUUCUGUUAGCCUCAAUCCAGCCGAGAAUCGACAAUCGGAGUCUCGCGAUGAUGAUUACCUCCCCCCCUUAGUCCCUGCAUCGACAAACGUCUUGUAUCCGCUAUCUACAGACAAGGCGUUGAACGAAAUCGACCCAUUCCUUCCAGCGUCCAGACUACUACGAGUCGUGCCCGCAAGUUACAGCGAAGACCCCAUCUACAAUGUCCAACAACAAUCAGGACACCCAAUGCGCGUUGUCCCUGCAGCCAGUGCUAGGAUACGCUAUUCACGGCUGAACGCGUUUUCCGGGCGGCCAACGACAGUUGCGAGUCUUGACUUCGAAGUGACCCCGUUUCUCAACUGCGACGUGAUCUUUGACAGAGCCGAUCUUCGAUUGUCGAAUGGGAAGAUCGAAACACUGUCUGAUGACCCAGGCCUCAAUCCGCCCCUCACCUGUCGCCCGCGGGACGAUGUGACCUUGAUCUACAAACUGACACCCGAACACACCCAGGAGCCCAGCCCGUCGACUACAGUGAUGGUCUCCACCUUGGACAUAUCCUUGGAGGCAGUCAUCCAGCUGUCAGAUGAUUGCCAUCCACGGAUCCUGAUGCAGUGGAGGACAAACAUCGAUUUUUCCAUGGUCUUGAACCCAACCUUCGGGGGUCCCAGCCAGGCUCUCCAACGAAGUAAUCGUCCGGCAAGCCUUCCGAUGACACCCCACGCGGCUUAUGCUUCGAUGAAUGGUUCUCCUCCCAGCCGGAACUCCUUGAGAGGAAGAGCCUAUUCGGUUACGGAUACGGGAGUCACCAUAUCGUUCUCUGGCCCCAAUAAAGUGGAAGUCGGCAAACCAUUCUCGUGGGGGGUGUUCAUCGUCAAUCGGUCUUCCACUGCUCGUAAAUUCGCGAUGGUUGCCAUUCCGCGGCGAAAGCGCGCCGACCCGAUAGGCCAUGUCGCUCGGCCAUCCUCAUCUUCCAUUUCGAGCCGGAAAGAAGAUGGGGUCGCCGAGGCAGUGACCGACGAUAAUAUCAUCCACGCCAUGCAGAAAAGCGUUGCCGGGCAGGAAGCUGAACUUGUAUGCCUGAGCAGGGACAUUCGCAUCGGUCCCCUUCUUCCCGGAACAUGCUAUUCGACUGAAUUGAAGCUUCUUCCCCUGGCGGUGGGACCUCUCCACUUGGAGGCCGUGCGCCUUGUAGAUGCCGACACGAGCGAGACAACGGAUAUCAGGGAGCUUCCGGAUAUCAUAGCAUUUGACCGAGACGGUGUACCUGCUGCUGAGUGA